UCCUGUCCGUUCGGCAGAGAGGAGAAAAGCAAUUCAUCACCAGCAUAGUCGAACACACGAUUCAAUCGCCAUUCGCCGCGUUUCAGCGAUUGAUUAUGUUCGCCUGCAAUGUACGCAAUUUGACAGCGCCGAAUGUUUGAAAGGUUUGAAAUGCGAAAAUGACCACCGAGCAUGCCUUUCACGGCUGAAAACAUUCUAAAUAUAAUACGCAGUGCUGUGCAGGCGAGUGCGAGGAACGAUAACCUAAUAUAGCCAGCUACAUUGUCUCUUGCAUGUUAUACUCGUGAAAUGCUUGCCGCUUCUACGAAACAGGCUAGCCAGUUACAGGAUGACAGCAUGGUUUCAUAACAAGCUAGCUAGGAAGUGAACUAUUCACAUUGAUUAGAUCCAUUGCAAAUGUAGGCCUAUUAGAUUAGUAGUUGACCAAUGUCAUGACUGGUCGGCUGCUUUGUUUGAGAUCAAAUGUUAAGUUAUGAUGCCGAGUAGGCUUGAGGCGAACUAAACAGUGUGUUUCGUACCUGCAAGAGUUACUUGACGUUAGCUGCCCAGUCCCACUAUGAUUAACAUCCAUAUGUUGCUACGCUCCUUAACUCGGCGUGCAAGGUGGGCCAAAGUGCUUCCCAUCAGUAAACUCUGGCCGGCUGUGCUCCAGACAUCAACGCGGUCUCUCUCAGGGAACACUUACGGUUCAAUCCUGGAAUAUUCCAAAGCCAAUUUACAGUUCAAGAGCCAAGAGAGGUUGUUCAGGAGAAAACUCAGAGCAAUAUACAAGAGGUAUUCAGAAAUCCCGGACGACAUCGUGGUCCGGGGCCGUCGCCAUGUUUACUUUGAGGAAGGAGGCAGCGUCUACAGGAUGGGUCUGGAGCAGGAUGAGCAGAACGUGGAGGAGGUCCUGUGUAUGGAUGGCGGAGGCCAUGACGAGGCGGUUCUGCAGCGGGUUCGAGUCUCCCCGGGCGAGGGUAUGCUCGCUGCCACUCUCAGGCCCCCCGGGGGUGUGGACGAGGACACCAGGUGUGUCCUGGUGAGGCUGGGGGGCUCUCCCGCCCCCCCUAAACCACUGCUCACGCUCCACAGAGUCUUCAGCUUUGAAUGGGCUACGGAUGAGAUCCUGUUCUUCACCUGUCUGGAGGACCUCCGGUGCCGGCGUGUUUUCCGGCUGGACCUGAGCACGGCGGAGCCAGAACCCACUCUGGUGUAUGAGGAGCAGGACCCAGAGUUCUUUGUGGAAGUGAGCAGCUCCAGAGACAGGAAGCUGCUGACGGUGAACUGCAGCAGUAAGAGCAGCUCGGAGGUGUGGCUGAUUGGCUGCAGCACGCCCCUGGCUCCGCCCAGGCUGGUGCAGCCCCGCCUCCCUGGCCUGCUGUACCGCGUGGAGCACAGGGACCGGAGGCUGUACGUCCUCGCCAACACCGCGGCGGGGCGGGAGUACCAGCUGCUGCGUGCCCCUCUGGCCUCUCCCUCCAUGGGGAAUUGGGAGCCCCUGUUCACCCCUGCCCCUGGCACAGGCCUGAGGGACAUGGAGCUCCUCCGGGACCACUGCGUUCUGGCCGUUCGGACCCCCGGCGGUCCACUCGGACUCCGAGCCGUCCCGUUGGCUGACCCCACCUGUGUCUCCACUCUACAGCUGCCCUCCUGGGCAUGUGCGAUCGAGACCCGACCCGACCAGAUGACGGACAGCGAGAGCCUCAGGUUCCUCCUCUCAUCCCCCGUGCGCCCCCCUGUCCUGUUCCGCUACUCCCCGCGGGAGAACCAGCUCUCCGUACAGGAGGACCCAGCUGGACCCCCCGUGCCACACUACCACACCACACGCCUGGAGGCCCCCAGCCAGGAUGGCACGAUGAUCCCGCUCACGCUGUUCCAUGCACGUGCCUGGGGCGACCUGAAGGGGGCGCCGUUGCUGCUGCACGUGUACGGGGCCUACGGCCUGGACAUUCACAUGGGGUUCAGCCCUGAGAAGAGGCUACUGCUGGAGGAAGGCUGGGCCCUGGCCUACUGCCAUGUCAGGGGUGGCGGGGAGCGGGGCCUGGGCUGGCACCAGGAGGGGCGUUUGGAGGGGAAGCGGAGAGGGGCGGAGGACCUGGCGGCGUGCGCCCUGCGGCUCUUCCGCCUGGGCGUGUCCCGGCCCGGCGCGGCAGCGCUGACCGCCCGCAGUGCCGGCGGGGUCCUGGCGGGGGCGCUGUGUAACCAGCGCCCUCGCCUGCUGCGAGCCGUCGCCCUGCAGGCCCCUUUCCUGGACGUCCUGGGCACCAUGCUUGACCCCACCCUGCCCCUGACCAUCGAGGAGAGGGGGGAAUGGGGUGACCCACUGACUGAACCCCGACACCGGGACGACAUCGCCUCCUACUGUCCCUGUCACAACAUUACACCGCAGCUGUACCCCUCGAUGUUGAUCACAGCCUACGAGGCGGACCGGAGGGUUCCCCCGGCGGGGGUACGGCGGUACGUCCAGAAGCUGACUACGGCCACGCGGGUGCACAUGGACAGACACUCCGCAUCAGGAUCAGAACAUGCAUCCCCAUCCGUCGUUCUGGACCUGCAGCCGGGCGGAGACCAUUUUGGGCCGGAGGACUUCCACCUGUCCCUGGAGGAGGCUGCCCGACACCUCGCCUUCCUCUACCGGGAGCUGGGAUUGGCCGGGGGGCCGGCAGGAAGAGGCGCAGGCCGACGGUGAUGUCACAGUGACAUCACCAAUACUGCAGACAUGCGCCAGCCGGCAAGCAUAGGAUGGACAGACAGCGGGAUGAACGGAAGAACAGAAGUUUGGGGUCCUAAUCUCCCCACCGAUGUGAUGAGAUGGUGCAGGUGGGCAUGCACACACACACACAAAAGCGAGAGGGCUAAAACGUCCCAAUUCUCAAAGAAAGAGAGGCUGCCAAAUAUGAAAAUGUGCAAAUCUUUAAUUAAAAACAUUCAGACGAACAACACGUAUGGAACGGCUGGAUUGGAGACGCGCGGGAUGCAGACACAUUCGGGAGCCCCCCCACCCCCCAGCGCUGAACUCAGCACUUGUACAGGAUGUCCAGAGCGCUCAGGUAGCAGGCCUUGUGGGAGAUGUAGCAUUUGGAGGCGUGGUUGGGGUGCAGCCGCACGUCGGAGGAGUACUCCAGCACCAGCCCCUCCCCGGGCUCCGUCGGGAUCUGGCCCUUCCGCACGCGCUCCCCCGCCCUGCCCCGGGUGCCCACGCGGACCGUCAGCCCGUCGGGCAGCUCGGACACCCCGGAGAGGUCCGUCACCGCGGCGCCCCCGAAGUUGAGCAGCACCAGGAAGGCCCGGGGGUGCCCGUCGAGUUCCCGGGCGAAGGCCAGGACGUGGGCGUCUCGGUACAGGAAGCAGGCCCAGCCUCGGUGCAGCGCCAGCUCCGACUGCCGCAGCAGACUCAGGGUCCGGUACUGCUCCAGAACCGACCCGCUCUCCGUCUGCUGGACCUGGGGGCGAUAACGCUCACGUCAGCUCCUCUAACACACUCUACUCAACCUCUCCUACACGCUCGACUCAACCUAACACCUUACGUCUGAUUACAGUGCAUUUAGCAUGGGCAUAUUGCACUGAGCCUCAAAAAGUACUCAAAAUUUCAGUACAUUAUUUGUAUUGUGAAUUAGUACAGGGGCGGGCCUGUAGCGUAGUGGUUAAGGUAAAUGACUGGGACCCGCAAGGUCGGUGUUGAGGUUCUAAUCCCGGUGUAGCCACAAUAAGAUCCGCAAGGCCCUCAACCCUGCAUUGCUCCAGGGGAGGAUUGUCUCCUGCUUAGGCUAAUCAACUGUACGUCACUCUGGAUAAGAGCGUCUGCAAAAUGCCAAUAAUGUAAUGUAAUGUAGUUAUAUUAUAUAACAUUAUAAAUAUACGCUGUACAAUUCCUGUACUGCAAAUGUUUUCAUAUCAACAUAUGACUUGUC
Conger conger (European conger) is the source of this 3893-nucleotide messenger RNA. It is a transcript of the gene prepl, whose product is annotated as prolyl endopeptidase like. NCBI's taxonomy places the organism in Eukaryota, Metazoa, Chordata, Actinopteri, Anguilliformes, Congridae. Gene Ontology annotation, biological process: proteolysis. Gene Ontology annotation, molecular function: serine-type endopeptidase activity. The record is from RefSeq and is a predicted model, not a curated record. Bases 557 to 2671 code for a protein of 704 amino acids. The transcript has 14 exons. Gene Ontology annotation, cellular component: Golgi apparatus; cytoskeleton.